Molecule: messenger RNA, 1004 nt
Organism: Seriola aureovittata
Lineage: Eukaryota; Metazoa; Chordata; Actinopteri; Carangiformes; Carangidae
Product: zymogen granule membrane protein 16-like
Exons: 5
Coding region: 180-683 (167 amino acids)
Source: RefSeq, a predicted model, not a curated record
UACAUGUUCAUUAAUGAAUCACAAUGCUAUAAAAACAAGAGCUUCUGCACAGGUAGACACAGAACUCUGAGAGGAGGUGAAGCUGCACACACUGAUGUUGAAGCCCUGACUACAUUACAGCACACUUGAAAACUUGAUCUGUAUCUCUUGAUCAUCUUGCAAGGAAUAAAUUAGACAGAAUGUACCACGUCGUCCUCUUCGCUCUGCUCACAGCUUGUGUGUUAGCUGAUGUCCAACCUCAGUACUACUCCUUCUCCCCAGCCGUGGGGUCAGGGAGUGGCACCUCUUACAGUCUGACUGGAGAGGGCCGUAUCACGGCUGUCCGAGUGUGGGAGGCAUACAACAACUACAUCUAUGGCUUCCAGUUCCGCUACGGCUUCAUCUGGUCUUCUGUUGUCGGCUCCAAAUCCGGCAAUCCUCUGGUGAUGGAGUUGUAUGACGACGAAGCCAUCAUCCAGGUUUCUGGAAAAUACGCUCACUACCUGCAGUCAGUGGUGUUCACCACUAACAGGGGUCGCACGCUGCGUGCAGGCCAGCCUUCAGGCCACUCCUUCAACAUGUACCCCACCCACAGCCAAGCUGAGCUGCGCUUCAUCAGCGGCCGGGUCCAUGGAGCCAUCACCUCCAUCGGAGCUCACUGGGGUGUCGUAGAUCCAGCUGUAAACGGCACUGCUGGACACUGAGGAGGAGAGCAGGAGUUAGGAGUUAGUCGCCAAUAUUUGGCCAUUAAUGUGAAGGAAAAGUUUCCAAACUUUAAUCUGAUUGAAUAAUCAAGUACACCUAUGUAUGUUCUGUAGUAGUAUUUCCAUUUCCAAGUACCAUCAUACACAUAAUCAGUGAUUUCUGAUAUUUCCUCUUGUUUUUUCUUUGUGCUCCUGUUGGUAAAUUGUCAUUUUUAUUUUUAUUGUGUCUUUAUCUUAUGUCCUUAUCACUCAAGUAAACUGUAAUUAACAUUUCCAGUAUGACAAACAUACAAACCAUUAAAUAAAGUCAAAUUAAAUGUC